AUGAGCGCCGCGCUCUUCAGCCUGGACGGCCCCGCGAGCGGCGCGCCUUGGCCCGCCGAGCCCGCGGCCUUCUACGAGCCGGGCCGGGCGGGCAAGCCGGGCCGCGGGCCCGAGCCGGGCGGCCUGGGGGAGCCGGGCGCCCAAGCCCCCGCCAUGUACAACGACGAGAGCGCCAUCGACUUCAGCGCCUACAUCGAUUCCAUGGCCGCCGUGCCCACCCUGGAGCUGUGCCACGACGAGCUCUUCGCCGACCUCUUCAACAGCAACCACAAGGCGGGCGGCCUGGCGCCGCUGCCCGGCGGCGGCCCCGCGCGACCCCCGGGUGCCGGCCCCGCCGCGCCGCGCCCGCUCAAGCGCGAACCCGACUGGGGCGACGGCGACGCGCCGGGGUCGCUGCUGCCCGCGCAGGUGGCCGCGUGCGCGCAGACCGUGGUGAGCUUGGCCACGGCCGCGCAGCCGACGCCGCCCACAUCGCCCGAGCCGCCGCGGGGCAGCCCGGGGCCGAGUCCCGCGCCCGGCCCGGCCCGAGAGAAGGGCGCGGGCAAAAGGGGUCCGGACCGCGGCAGCCCCGAGUAUCGGCAGCGGCGAGAGCGCAACAACAUCGCGGUGCGCAAGAGCCGCGACAAGGCCAAGCGGCGCAACCAGGAGAUGCAGCAGAAGCUCGUGGAGCUGUCGGCCGAGAACGAGAAGCUGCACCAGCGCGUGGAGCAGCUCACCAGGGACCUGGCCGGCCUCCGGCAGUUCUUCAAGCAGCUGCCCAGCCCGCCGUUCCUGCCGCCCGCCGGCGCCUCCGACUGCCGGUAACGCGCGGCCCCGGCCAGCACAGACUCACCGACGACCAUACGAUACCUCAGACUCGACGGGCCGGAGCCCGGCCGGCCGGGGCGCUGGAGCCAGCCGCCCGCCGGCGCCCGCUGCAGCAACUCUGGGACGCGAGAGCCGAAGAGCUACAGCGUGGACACCGAAUUGAGAGAGAAGCUAUACGAGUAUAUUUUUCCUUAAAUUAUUUUUAUAAUGGUAGCUUUUUCUACGUCUUUACUGUCGUUGCAGUCAAGGUACAUUUGUAGAAAGAAAAAACCCUUUGUAUUGUAGAUAAGAGGAAAAGACUGAGCAUGCUUUUAUAUUAAUUUUUACAGCAUUUGUAAGAAUAAAGAAGCAUUUUAAAUCGCUCCAGCUUCCUAUAUUGGCAGUGACUUCCGCACAGUGACGCACCGGGAAGGGUGCGCUCCAGGACCGGGCUAGCACUGGGGAGCCACGGGACCAGGUGUGUUGUCCACCCUGGGGAAAUGAGCUUCUUACAUGUCAGUCAGCCUCCGCCUGUUCCGUGUGGCUUGCUGGACGCCGGGGAUCUGGCUAGUGAGCACCAUGGUGGUGGGAGGUGCGGAGCUGGCUGAAGUGGGGCCCCUGGUGAGAAAACUGAAGGGCUCCCUAACUUCGCUAGAGGGUGGAGGGAGCGCUUAAGUGAUCCAGGGCGUGCAUGACACUUCGCUUUCACUUUCCUCAGUCUUGGAGACAACGUGUAAGUUUCCCAAGUGUGCAUCAAGAUAGUCAUAAAUAGUUCAUGAGACGCGGCGGCCAGACGUGUAAUUGUGGUAUUUUAGGGUUUCAUCCCAAUAAAGCCAUGUGCCUUUCUCCUAAGGAAA
Molecule: messenger RNA, 1643 nt
Organism: Jaculus jaculus (lesser Egyptian jerboa)
Lineage: Eukaryota; Metazoa; Chordata; Mammalia; Rodentia; Dipodidae
Gene: Cebpd
Product: CCAAT enhancer binding protein delta
Exons: 1
Coding region: 1-804 (267 amino acids)
Biological process (GO): DNA-templated transcription; regulation of cell differentiation; regulation of transcription by RNA polymerase II
Molecular function (GO): RNA polymerase II cis-regulatory region sequence-specific DNA binding; DNA-binding transcription factor activity, RNA polymerase II-specific
Source: RefSeq, a predicted model, not a curated record